CAAAUUUGUCUGCAGACAUUCAGCUAUCGUAUUCAAGCAAUAAAGCAUGCAAAGAAAAAUAGAGCCAAAAGGUUAUGAAAUAAGUAUACUUUGACUUCAACGUUUAGUGCGUUAUUGACAUUGGAGCUCCUAUUGUCAUUAUUAAAAUUGCAAUAUUCUUUGAUAUGUGAUCACAUCAACUAUUCUUUUUUUUUUUUAUAAUCUAAUAAAUUUCUUCCAGAAUGUAAAAACGGAUUUCGUUUUGCACUUUUUCUUUGUUUUAUGCUGGUGACUGGUGUUCUUGUAUAUUAACUUAUAUUUUUCUUUUGAUCGAAACAUUUUCUUGUUGUUGUCUGUUUGUUUCCUUGUGUUUCAUAGUGGAUGCCACACGGAUUAUAACAACGCCAAAAUUAUAUAAAUCAUCAUAAACUUGUGAUUUGGUUUAAUUGAAAAUAGAAGUCAGUCGCCACUACCCACUAGCAAUUGUUCCUUGUUUUUAUCUCACUUUUGUUGUCUAUUUUAUUUUAUUAAAGAUAUAGUACUUUAUAAAGUUAGUAAAAUGAGAAUUUGAUGAAGCUGAUUUAUUAUUCGAACAUAAAAUUUGUAUAUACAUGAUAUAUAUGAUAGAUUUGGUAACUAUUGUAAGAUAUGUUUCAGAUGGUUAAUCAAGUACUAUAUAUGUAAUAUACAAUUUAUUAAAAACUAAACAACAAUACAGCUUAUUGUACCACCCAACAUCCCAUGCUAGUGGAGUCAGACAGGAGUGGGUGAUAUAUAUAUGGACACGUAAAAUAUGUAUAAACGCACACACAUGCGUACUUUAGAUGUUUUGAUUGUGAUAAAGUAUCAUAGACAUUACUGAUUAAUUUAAAGCGUAAUUAAUGUAAACACGAAGCCUUUAGUUAAAAAAAGAAUUUAAUGUAAAAACACGAGAGAUUGACCAAGUCCAAACUGCGUCGCCCUCAAGGUUCUACUUUCUCGCGUGCAUGAAAACGCCAUCCACUUUUUGUCUUUCACCCUAUCUUAAGGAGUUUACAAGCAUAAUUUAAAACUUUUUUUUUUGGUAAAACUUAUGUAGAUUAACUUAAAAAAACUUUAAAACUUCUGUAGAUUAACUUUAAAAAACUUUUCGCACUGAGGUAAGAAGAAUUAUUAAACAAAAAAAUUCAAAUACUUUUUUUUUUGGAAAAAGGACAUAAAAUUUCAAAUACUUUUGUCAAUACCAUACGUCGUUAUACGUAUUUAAGUUUGAAUAGUAAUGCAAUAUCGUCACUUAUACAAACUUGGUUAGAAUAAGUGAUUUCAUAUAUUAAAAACCUGGUUCUACUUUCUCGCGUGCAUGAAAACGCCAUCCAUUUUGAGUCUUUCAUCCUAUCUUAAGGGUUUUACAAGCAUAAUUUAAAACUUAUGUAGAUUAACUUUAAAAAACUUUUCGCACUGAGGUAAGAAGUGUUAUUAAACAAAAAAAUUUUAUUACUUUUUUGGAAAAAGGGCAUACAAUUUCAAAUAUUUUUGUCAAUACCAUACGUUAUACGUAUUUAAGUUUGAAUAGUAAUGCAAUAUCGUCACUUAUACAAACUUGGUUAGAAUAAGUGAUUUCAUAUACUAAAAAAUAAAUCAAAACUACAUCACUUAUUAUGACCAGAAUUUGUUGUCUAAUAUAUAUUCACAUUUAGCGUGCUAAAAAGGUAAACAAACAUAAUUCUCAAGUAAAUUCGUAUCAAUCAAAUAUCACAAAUGGAGGAAGAAUUUUUGUGGUUAUCAGUCAAUCAACAUCUAGCUAUCACCUUAAUUAAUUGAAAAAUAAUACUAAUCUCUUGAUUGAUUGAUUUUUUAAUUCACGGUUCUUGUUUGUAUUUUUCCUUUCUUUUGGAAUAACACUAACAUAAUUUACAAUUCUCAUUAUCAAGUUUUAAAUUGCUAAUAAUUGUAGUACUAUUCUAUGACCUCGUAAUAUAAAGCUAUACAGAAGUCAACUCCGUUCAACCACAGACGUGGCCAUAAUGUGUACCUAGCAGCCUAUCCUAGUCUUUCUAUACAUUAAUUUGCUAAUUUUAUUUAAAAUUGACUAUUAGUAUCAGCAAAAUCGAAGUCUAAGUUUUGUUCAUUUGAUUGAUGAGAAUCAAACGUUAGGUAUGUGUUGCCUUUCAUCAAAAUAACAUCAACUUUUCCUUUUUAUUGACCAUGUGAUUUAGAUUACGACAUUCUAAUUUUUGAUUAAAGACCCUUUAAUCCCAUUGACUUCAGCAAGUCGCGCGCACACCUCUUUUCUCCAGACAAAAAGAGCAGAAGGAACAGGAAGAAGGAGAGAGACACAAAAGAGAUGAGUUCACACUCCUCCAUACAAGAAGCUUGCUUUAAUGUCUGCUGCUCAUCACCAUUCUCAUCUCACUCCAUGACUCAGAAACAAGAACAAGAAGAAGAAGAAGAGCUCGAGUUCUCAGUAAUCACACCAGGAGGUUCGUUUCUAACAAAAGACAUCAAAUUCACUAGCCAAGAAUCUCUCCCUCCUCUCCGCACAUCUUUCUACGAUUUCAUCACAGCUUUUCCUGAUUACUUGCAGACGAACCAAGCCGAUCAUAUCCGAUCUACAGAGUACCAAAACCUCUCGUGCUCCUCUCGCCACGUGUUGUUAUCCCACACAAGCCAGCAACAGCCCUUGUUCUCAUACUCACAGUUCCGGCAACUCUCGGGUUUGAAUAACUCUCUCUUUACCUUGUCUUCCACGCAAGUAAGCUCCGGUGAAGAAAUGUUAACACUCGCGAGAGAAGAGUCUCAGUUUCAGUCGAGGAUGAGGAAGAGAAUCAUGAGUUUUAUGAAUCUUGAAGAAUCUGAAUAUGACAUGAUACUAACUCAAGACCGCUCCUCUGCUUUCAAGAUUCUAGCGGAACUCUACUCUUUCAAAACAAACCCGAAUCUCCUCACUGUCUACAACUACGAAGACGAAGCAGUGGAAAGCAUGAUCAGAAUCUCGGAGAAGAAGGGUGUAAAGCCCAAAUCAGCAGAGUUCUCGUGGCCGAGCACUGGGAUAGUCUCUGAGAAGCUCAAGAGGACGAUCUUGAGGAGUAAGAGAAGAAGUAAAGAAGACAAAAGAGGACUCUUUGUGUUUCCACUUCAGUCUCUUGUCACAGGAGCUUCGUAUUCUUACUCGUGGAUGAGUUUAGCUCAAGAGAACCAAUGGCAUGUGUUGCUUGAUACCUCUGCUUUGGGUUCUAAAGACAUGGACACUUUAGGUCUUUCUCUGUUCCGACCAGAUUUUUUGAUAUGUUCCUUUACAGAGUUUUUAGGGCAUGAUGAUGAUUAUCUUACUGGUUUCGGUUGCUUGUUCGUCAAGAAAUCUAGCUCACAGGCUUUGUCAGAAGAAGAAGCAGUCACGGAUCCUGCAAAUCUCACGGUAGUAAAAGCGGAGCCAAAUUGGAUAAUGUUACAAAAUGACGAAACUACCCUUGAGGACCACAACAAGGCGUCCACGUCUGCCAUUGAAAUCGAGGAAGACGACAAAGCAAUAAUUGAGUUUCGUGGUUUAGAUCACGCGGACUCUCUCGGUCUGAUACUGAUCAGUCGAAGGUUAAAGUCGUUGACUUUAUGGCUGGUCCGAGCGCUGACGUGUCUGAAACAUCCAGGCUCUCAUCAAACGGAGACGCCUCUGGUGAAAAUCUGCGGACCGAAGACGAGAUCUGACCGAGGAGCGUCGGUUUCGUUCAAUGUCUUCGACUGGCAAGGAGAGAAGGUCGAUCCUUUGAUGGUGGAGAGGCUGGCGGAGAGGGAGAAGGUCGGUUUGCGAUGCGCGUAUUUGCAGAAGAUUGGUAGCGUGGGAAACAAGAAACGAAGAGAUGGAGAGAGUAUGAGUUUGAGAGUGUCAGUGGUGAGUGUUAGGUUAGGGUUUAUGACGAACUUUGAUGAUGUUUUUAGGGUUUGGGGGUUUGUGUCGAGGUUCUUGGAUGCUGAUUUUGUUGAGAAAGAGAAGUGGAGAAAGAAAGCUCUUGAGAAAGAAAAAAAAAACAAAUGAGAGGCGUAAUAGUUUGAGAGCCUUUUGAUCUAAAUCCGAAUCGUUCAGUUCCACAUUUGGUUGAACAUUUUGGGUUUGGGUUGGUUUGGUUCGAUUAGGCAUUCAAUUUUCUUUCCUUUGUUUUUAUUUUGGUACAUAUUUCAACAUAUUUUAACCCACUGUUUUUUUAGUGAAUGUUAAAUUUAUUCUGUCAGAAAAUAUUUAUUACAUC
This is a messenger RNA of Brassica rapa (field mustard), 4199 nucleotides long. RefSeq lists its product as uncharacterized. The record is from RefSeq and is a predicted model, not a curated record. Lineage: Eukaryota; Viridiplantae; Streptophyta; Magnoliopsida; Brassicales; Brassicaceae.